AUGGCGCCCCGCGGCAGCACGCGCGGCGGCUACUGGGUAUGCAGUGCGGCCAGCUGCCGCCAGUGGAACUGGAGCUGGCGCACCACGUGCCUCGGCUGCAAGGCCAAAGCCCCGCCGUGGGUCAAGGCAGCAGGCAAGGAGGCGGAGGGCCCGAAACCUCCACCGCCCAAGGCCGACGCGGCUGGGUGGGUGGAGCAGCCCCGCGGGCGGCAGGGGCAGCGGCGCGCGCGCGGAGCGGCUCGCGCGGCCUCGCAGGCCUCGGCGGCCAGCGACCGCACUGGGGCCAGUGCCGCGGCGGGCGCAGGUGCGGAUGCCCAGGUCAGCGAUGGCCCAGUCGGCGGUGCCGCCCAGCCAGCGAGCCGGGUCGAGGAAUACCUCGAGACCGUGCGGACCUUGGAGGACUGGCUCCAGCACCCGCCCCUCGGCGUCUCCGCCGACUUCGAGGCCCAGAUCGGCGGCCAGCUGGAGUGUGCACGAGCCGGGCUGGAGCAGGCCAAGGCCGCCGAGGCACAGGCUAAGGCGGCGAGCCUCUCCAGAGCGGCAAGGAUGCACCGCGACGCCAACGCCGUGGGCAAGGCUGAGCGCAGGCUCACGGCGGCCCGCAAGGCGCUCGAGGAGAAGAACCAGGCCGUGCACGAGGCCGAGGACCGCGUCCAGCAGGCGCACGAGGAGCUGGCCCAGCUGGCAGCCGAGCGCGACGAGAGCGAAGCUCGGCUCCGCGAGCUCGAGGCCGAAGCUCAGGCGGCAGCUGAGGAGGAGGAGCGCCGCACGGCGGCGGCAGUGGUCGAGAGCAGCCCAGUGCCAGGGCUCCUCUUCCAGCUCGACCACCUGGAGGACGCCUGGCGCUCAGGUAACUUCCAGACUGCUUGGGUCGAGGUGCAGAGGCCGCGCGUCGCGGCGACGCUGCCGGCCCGUGGGCGCCGGUCAGUGCAGAUCUUCGGCGGCAUCUGGCUGAUGCCGCUGAUGAGCUCCCUCUUGCCGCUAGCCAGCCCGUGGAUGGCGGCGGGGAGUCCAAUGGGUCUGGGCUUUGACGGGCGGGUCAUGCCGCCUGGUGAAGGGGCCGCUGCGUCGCCAGGCCAGCGCAUGGCGGCAGCUGAGGCCCUUGGGGGCCACCGUGCCCCGCGGCCCCCAGCAGCGGCGUCGGUGAUCGGCGGCCUCCCUGGGCGCGGCGGUGGCCCCUCAGCGCCGGGCGCCCCCGGCAGCGCGGCUUUCCCUGGUGGACUCGUGGCCCUGGGGUGCAACGGCAACACCUGGAACAGGAGCAUGGAAGUCCUCGAGAGCUACCGCGCGCGCUUCGGGCACUGGCCGCACCUCGUCAUGCUCCAGGAGACGCGGCUGGAGCGCAGCGAGCAGCUCUCGGCGGCCCGUGCCAGGGCCCGCAGGCUCGGCUAUGAAGCCUUCCUGCAAGCAGCCGCCCGCACGGAGGGCCUCGGACCCUUGAGCAACUCAGGGGGCGUUGCCAUCCUGGUGAGGCGGGACCUCCAGGCCCAGCUGGUACCUUGGCAGCUGCCCGCGGAGGUCUCGCACCGCCUCGUCGGAGUUACAGUGGCGACAGCUUCGGGGCUGGAGGUCAUGGCUGCCUCGGCCUACUUCCAGCACUCCCUCGGGCCGAAGGGCGUCAACCUCGACAUCGUCAGCGCCUUCAGCGGCCUCGCCGCGACAGCUGGCCGCAUGCCGUGGCUCCUCCAGGCGGACUUCAACAUGGAGCCGUCCGUGCUGGACGAGCUGGGGUGGCCCAGAGGACAGCUUGGCGUCUACCUGGGCCCUGGGGCGCCCACCUGCUUCGCCCAGCGCCAGGAGCACGAGUGCGACUGGUUCACGUGCUCACGCGCCUUGGCGCACACCACGCGGGCCUGCCGCGUUCUCAGCGGCUUCGGGCUCCACCCCCACCAGCCCGUCGAGCUGGUGCUGCAGGACGCGCGGCCGGACGCGCUGGUCCAGGUGCUGCGCCGGCCCGGGCGCUUCCCCGACCUCGACCUGAAGGAAUGCACCCCCAGCGAGAGCGCCGAGGUGCAGCGCUACGUCCGUACGGGGCCCUCGGCCUGGCGCGCCGAGGCGGUUGCUUGGGGGUGGGGGCCGGGCUCGGCCCCAAGCGAUCUAGGCUCAGCGGUGCACCAAUGGAUCCAGGCUGCCGAGGGCACCCUGGUCGGCAUCCACGCCACCGACGCCAGUCAGCGGGCCAGAUUCCUAGGGAGGGCCGACGCGCCCCAGCUGGUCUACAAGCCGCUGUCUGCCGUGGUGCGACGCGAGUACCGCCUGAGGCACUCCGCCUUGACGCACCACAUCCGUCUGGCCCUGGAUCUCGCUCUGCAGCGAGUGAAGGCCGCCGUCACCGAGACCUGGCAGGAGGCCCACCGCUCCUGGUACGUUACGCAGGGGGAGCGCCGCGUCAAGCUGCUAAACGCUUCCACCCAGGAGGCGCGAGACGAGGGAGACCUGGACUUCGACGUCAGCGACUGGGAUGACCUGGUGUACUACGCGGGCGUCGAGGGCCACGGCGGCGCCAUUGCCGUGUUGCAGCAACGCCUUAGCAGCGCGCAGCGCCGUGAUGGCGCUCGCAGCGCGGCCUCCUGGAGGAAGUGGGCGCAGGAGGCGGUCCAGCGUGGAGGCCGCCUGGCCCACCGGUUCGCCAAGGCUGCCCCGCCGCCUCGUGUCCUCGAUCCCGACUCGGGGCGGCCGCUCGCUGGCGUGGCCGCCAUCGGUGAGCUGGGGCAGAGCUGGAAGCGUCUCUGGCUCCAAGCGGGCUUCGUCGGCGGCUCCGGAGUGGAAGGGUGGGACACGCCCGGGUGGCAGCUCCCGCCUCUGUCCCUGGAGCAGCUCCAGGGGGCCUGCCGCCGGUGCUCCCCUACCUGCGGCCUCGGGGCCGACCAGCUUCACCCGCGGCAAAUCCUGCUGCUGCCGCUGGCCAUGCAAGUGCGCUUCCUAGACCUGCUCACCUGCUACGAGGCGCAGCCGCGCGCGUCCAAGACCCACUUCCUGGCCUCCAGCAUGGAGCUCGGCCAGAGCCUCCAGGCGUGCUGGGGCGAUGCCGGGUGGCGCUUCGAGCGUGCGCUCCAGGCGCGCAACCUUGGCACCGACGCCAAUGUCACUCGCCGGGGCGUCCACGAGGGCCACGGCAGGGCCGCCGAGGCCCUUGCGCGAACCAGGAGGCUGCGGGUCCUCAAGGCAGCUGGAGCUGAAAUCGACGCCGUGCACAAGGCGGGACCCACGGCCAGCAUGGUGUGGGGGCGUACGGUGACUGGCAUUGCUGACGGCGAGCUCCACUGCUGGCGGGUCGCGGCGGCGAGGAGCGCAGGCCGGCUGCCCAAUGGUGCGCCUCUGGGCUUCCGCCUGCGUGCGGCCGAGGUGCAAAGGAACCGUAGCCUGGACCCAGCUGCCAUCUUGGCGGGGCAGACGGUCUCGAUGUUGGCCUCGCUCCUCCAGUCUGGCGAGGUUCCGUUGGGCAUGAUGCGGGCGGGCCUCGAAGCGGCCGACUCGCGCCGCCAGCAGUCUGCCUCGCCAUGGGUGGCGUGCCGGUCGCCGAUCGACGCCGCAGUGCUCUCCAUGAAGCGCAUCGGUUGGCACUUCGUGUCCGAGCGCCAGCUGGUGACCGACCAGGGCGACGUGCUCAACCUCCUGGAUCUCGGCCCGCGUGACCUCGGGCAGGAGGCCGCGUUUGGGGCCCGGCGAGCCUCCGACCGCAGCGAGCUCCAGAGGCUGGCCAAGGGUGGCUGGCACACCCAACCGCUCUUCUGGGACGCCAUCGGCGGGCUCAUCGGCCCUGGCGGGCUGCUGGGCGCACGGGAGAAGGCGGCCUUCGUCUCGUAUCUGAGUAACGCGCGCUGGCCUCAGCAGCGGCUGUGCCGAUCAGGCGAGCGGAGCCACAGCCGCUGCUGCCUUUGCGGGGCGGCGAGAGGGACGCUGUGGCACCGCCUCUUCGAGUGCCCUGCGCACGAGCCUGUGCGGCGCGACAGCGUCUCCACCAGGCUCCUGCGAUGCGCGCGGCGCGUGCGGGCCCUGGGAGGGGAGGCGGCCGAGGACUUCGCCAGAGGCUGGCUCCCGGCGCCUUUCCCAAGGCUUGGGCCCCGCAGCGACGCGAUGGAGGUCUACUGGAUCAACCGCCCCGCUGACUCGCGGCUGACCGGCCGGCUGUUCCUGGACGGGUCGGCCCUGGAGCCGGCGUUCGGAGCUUUGCGGCGCGCGGGCUGGGCGAUCGUCCAGACCGACGCCGACGGCAACCUUAUCGCGGCCGCCUUCGGCACGGUUCGCAGGGACCUCUGCCCGCAGCAGACGUCCAAGAAUGCGGAGGACUUCGCGUGCUGGAUGCUGUGCGAGGUGGCGGGCCCUGGAGCCCUGGAGCUGAACAUUGAUUGCAGCUCCACGGUCGCCUGCCUGCGCAGAGGCAAGGCUUACGCGACCGCGGCUGGCAGGCCCGGAGCCCACUUGUGGUCGAGGCUUUUCGCCACCUUCGAGCCCGGCGACUACGAUGUCCGCAAGGUGCCAGCCCACUGCUCGAUGGUUCAGGUGCGCGAAGGGCGCCUGACGGAAGCGCAGCUCCGCGGCAACAGGCUGGCCGACGCCUAUGCCGAGCGCGGGGCCCAGUGCCAUGCCGUGGACCCCCAGGUGGUCAGGGAGUUCCACGGCUUCGUCGCGGUCUACAACGAGCUGGCCAGAUGGAUCGCGCGGGCCUCGGUGGAGCACCAGCGCUGGGAACGCAAGGACGCCGAGGACCUCCCGGAGGGCGACGAGCGCAAGAGGCCGCUUGUCAGCUUCGCCGAGGGCAUCGCUGUUGCGACAGUCAUCGUCUUCGGCCACGCCCUGAGGUACGCCCGCUCGGGUGACGGCGACGACGAGGAGGAGCUGAUCGGGUGCCAGCGCUGCGGGGCCUACAUGCAGCUGGGUGGGCGCAGCGGCGCCAGGCCUAAGCUGAAGGAGGCUUGCCCUGGCUGGCGGGGGGCCGACAAGGCCAUGCGUGCCCAGAGGAGCCAGUGGGAGCGCGGCCUUCACCCAAGAGGUCGGCGCCGCGAGCAGGGCGAGCGCAGGCUGCGCCCGGAGCCGCUCACCGAGGCCGUGAGGCUCGGCUACCUCGACUUGCAAGAGUGGUCGGCGGCCGCUGAAGCAGCUGCCGAGGAGCGCAAGCGGCGGCGCCUCAACCCUGAGGCCGCCGACGUGGAAUGCGAAUUGUGA
Prorocentrum cordatum is the source of this 5166-nucleotide messenger RNA. The record is from the annotation of a GenBank genome assembly. Lineage: Eukaryota; Dinophyceae; Prorocentrales; Prorocentraceae.